Spea bombifrons (plains spadefoot toad) is the source of this 582-nucleotide messenger RNA. RefSeq names its product olfactory receptor 1019-like. Gene Ontology annotation, molecular function: olfactory receptor activity. Bases 1 to 582 code for a protein of 193 amino acids. Gene Ontology annotation, biological process: G protein-coupled receptor signaling pathway. The transcript has a single exon. Gene Ontology annotation, cellular component: membrane. The record is from RefSeq and is a predicted model, not a curated record. NCBI's taxonomy places the organism in Eukaryota, Metazoa, Chordata, Amphibia, Anura, Pelobatidae.
AUGGCGUAUGACCGAUAUUUGGCAAUCUGUCACCCCCUUCAUUACUUUAUUCUGAUGAGUUUAAGGCAGACGGCUGCACUUGCAGUAACUGCGUGGACCGUUGGCUUUUUGGUCCCUACUGGGCAUGCUGCUCUUAUAUCUGGACUGUCCUUUUGUGCUUCUCAUUUAGUUGACUAUAUAUUUUGUGAUAUUACACCAUUAUUGAAGCUUUCCUGUAGUGAGACAUUCAAUGUGGCAAUGCUAAGUAUUGUUGAUGGGGCAAUAUUAGCAUUUCCUACGUUCCUGUUUACUUUAAUUUCCUAUGUUUUUAUUAUUUCCAACAUUCUGAAAAUAAAAACCACAGAAGGCCGACGUAAAGCGUUUUCUACCUGCGCCUCCCACCUGACCUGUGUUACGGUUUUUUAUGUGACCGUGAUGGGUUUGUAUAUGAGACCGACAUCAAGCUAUCAACCAAAGCAGGACAAAUUUUUUGCUCUUUUAUUCGUUGUCUUAGUUCCAAUGCUUAACCCGAUUAUUUAUAGUCUGAAAAAUCAGGAUGUGAAAGAUGCUUUAAUGAAAUUUAGGAACAAGAUGACAUGUUAA